Molecule: messenger RNA, 2061 nt
Organism: Megalops cyprinoides (Indo-Pacific tarpon)
Lineage: Eukaryota; Metazoa; Chordata; Actinopteri; Elopiformes; Megalopidae
Product: palmitoyltransferase ZDHHC17
Exons: 17
Coding region: 13-1881 (622 amino acids)
Biological process (GO): protein palmitoylation
Cellular component (GO): Golgi membrane
Molecular function (GO): protein binding; palmitoyltransferase activity
Source: RefSeq, a predicted model, not a curated record
UUUAGCACCAAGAUGGCUGACGCUAUGGAUGAAUACGAAAAAGAAGCUGGCUGUGUCCCUAUUCUUCAUCCAGAGGAAAUCAAGCCCCAGAGCCACUAUAACCACGGCUACAGCGAGAAUGUGGGCCGCAAGAGCCACGUGGACGACUACAGCACCUGGGACAUCGUCAAAGCCACACAGUAUGGGAUCUUCGAGCGCUGUCGAGAGCUGGUGGAGGCCGGAUAUGACGUGCGGCAGCCGGACAAAGAGAACGUCACCCUGCUGCACUGGGCUGCCAUUAACAACAGGAUAGACCUGGUCAAGUACUACAUAUCGAAGGGUGCCAUUGUGGACCAGCUGGGAGGUGAUCUGAACUCAACACCACUACACUGGGCGACAAGACAAGGCCACCUCUCGAUGGUCGUCCAGCUGCUCAAAUAUGGGGCGGACCCCGCCCUCAUCGACGGGGAGGGCUGCAGCUGCAUCCACCUGGCCGCGCAGUUCGGCCACACCUCCAUCGUGGCCUACUUCAUUGCAAAGGGGCAGGAUGUGGACAUGAUGGACCAGAACGGAAUGACUCCGCUAAUGUGGGCAGCCUACAGAACACACAGCGUGGACCCCACCCGGCUGCUUCUGACCUUCAACGUGUCCGUCAGCCUGGGCGACAAGUACCACAAGAACACGGCCCUGCACUGGGCGGUGCUGGCCGGCAACACCACCGUCAUCAGCCUGCUGCUGGACGCCGGCGCCAACGUGGACGCCCAGAACAUUAAGGGAGAGACGCCGUUAGAUCUGGCCAAACAGAGGAAGAAUGUGUGGAUGAUCAACCACUUACAGGAGGCGCGGCAGGCCAAGGGCUACGACAGCCCCUCCUACCUGAAGAGGCUAAAGGCAGACAAGGAGUUCCGGCAGAAGGUGAUGCUCGGCACCCCUUUCCUGGUUAUCUGGCUGGUGGGCUUCAUCGCUGAUCUGGAUAUCGACUCCUGGCUGAUCAAGGGUCUGCUGUAUGCAGUGGUGUGGGUCACAGUGCAGUUUCUCUCAAAGGCCUUCUUUGACCACUCCAUGCAUAGUGCCCUGCCCCUGGGCAUAUACCUGGCCACCAAGUUCUGGAUGUACAUCACCUGGUUCUUCUGGUUCUGGAACGAUCUCUCCUUUGUAUCCAUCCACAUCCCCUUCCUAAUCAACAGCAUGGCGCUCUUCUACAACUUCGGCAAGUCCUGGAAGUCUGACCCCGGGAUCAUCAAGGCCUCAGAGGAGCAGAAGAAAAAGACCAUCGUAGAGCUGGCGGAGACGGGAAGCUUGGAUCUCAGUAUAUUCUGCAGUACCUGCUUGAUACGGAAGCCUGUGAGGUCCAAACACUGCGCCGUGUGCAACCGCUGCAUCGCCAAGUUCGACCACCACUGCCCCUGGGUGGGCAACUGUGUGGGAAGUGGGAAUCACCGCUACUUCAUGGGAUAUCUCUUCUUCCUGCUCUGCAUGAUCUGCUGGAUGAUCUACGGCUGCAUCUGCUACUGGAGGGUCCACUGCGCCACCACCUACUCCAAGGACGGCUUCUGGACCUACGUGACGCAGAUCGCCACCUGCUCGCCCUGGGUGUUCUGGAUGCUCCUCAACAGCGUCUUCCACUUCAUGUGGGUGGCCGUGCUCAUCAUGUGCCAGAUGUACCAGAUCGCCUGCCUGGGCAUUACCACCAACGAGAGGAUGAACGCCAGGAGAUACAAGCACUUUAAAGUCACAACCACGUCCAUCGAGAGCCCCUUCAACCAUGGGUGCAUACGAAACCUCAUAGACUUCUUUGAGUACCGCUGCUGCGGCCUGUUCCGGCCGGUGAUCGUAGACUGGACCACUCAGUACACAAUAGAGUACGACCAGACGUCCGGGUCGGGCUACCAGCUGGUGUAGCAAGCCGCCCCAGGGUUCCGGAAUCCCAUCGGAAUGAGGCCGUUCUCGGAAGCGCCUGCCUGGAUUACUUACCUCCUUCACUGGGACUGAAGUCAGCUGGGACGAGCAUGCGGUAACAGGACACGACGACGAAACCAACCAACCAAUAAGCAUCACCGGAACACUGGAGCCCCCCCCCCC